AUGCUCCAACUGAAGACUGCGAUGCAUCAGCCCUUAGAGAAGAAGGGACCUGCUGAGAGGGGAGUGAAUGAGCAGAAGACUCGGCCUGAGAAAGCAGGAUUCUCCUCUGUGUCCCACAGUGGGAAAUACUCCUUGAUCCAGGAUCAGGCUCGAGAGUUGACCCACCUGCGGGAAAAGAUGAGGAUUGGGAGGGCUGUCUCUUCCCUUCUCAUCCAACAUGUCAAGAACACAGUGAAGACCUUUGAAGAGCUCCUCAGCGGUAAUAAGAUCGACUACUACAUGGAGCAGCAUUUCCGUGAGCAGCUGGCCAAGGGCAGCCAGCUGGCGGAGAGCCUUGCCAGCAAAUUCAGCACAGAUGACUGUAUAAGUAAGAAGAAUCAAAGAGAACAGGUGCUGCGGAACCUCAGUAUCUUAAGGGAGUUGCAGAAGAAGGGUAAAAUGGCAGAAGUCCUAGAGACCAAGCAGGAUGCCCGGCCCCAGACUAGGCCCCAGACCCGCUCCAGCAGCCAUGCCCAGUCCGCUGCCCAUCGCUCCUCUAGCAGCACCACCCCGCUGUUUGAUGAGCAGGAAGUGCGCCCUGCAGUGGAUGUGGCCAAUGUCAGCCCAGCCACUCCUGCUGAUUCAAGUUCAUUGCCCAGCAACCAUUCAGAAGCCACGUCUGCUCAGCCCUUCUAUCCUUUGAGUGGCACCACAGAGCUGAGUGGGACACCAGACCCUGGGCUUCAUGGCAGCAGUGGCCCAUGGGACGAGAUGAGGCCUCAGAAGAUGAAUGCAUCUGGGAACCUAUCCUCCUUCUCCUCUUUAUACCAGCCCAACUCCAAGCCCUCUGGGGCCGACCUGCUGGAAAAGAAUCUUGUUGAGAUCCGGAACCUGCGCCAGCGCCUGGAGGAAUCCAUAUUCAUCAAUGACCGCCUGCAGGAGAGGCUGGAAUAUGUGCUCAGCAAUGCUCACCAAGAAAAAAGCACUGCACAGCCAGCUCCAGAUGUCUCCCUCGCAACCCCUCAUUCAUACACUGAGAGUCACUAUUCUGGCUCUGGUAAGGACAUCUUGUGA
This is a messenger RNA of Eubalaena glacialis (North Atlantic right whale), 1053 nucleotides long. Its product is annotated as myomegalin-like. Bases 1 to 1053 code for a protein of 350 amino acids. Lineage: Eukaryota; Metazoa; Chordata; Mammalia; Artiodactyla; Balaenidae. The record is from RefSeq and is a predicted model, not a curated record. The transcript has 7 exons.